Lodderomyces parapsilosis is the source of this 804-nucleotide messenger RNA. RefSeq lists its product as uncharacterized. Gene Ontology annotation, cellular component: nuclear membrane; nuclear envelope. NCBI's taxonomy places the organism in Eukaryota, Fungi, Ascomycota, Pichiomycetes, Serinales, Debaryomycetaceae. The transcript has a single exon. Gene Ontology annotation, biological process: nuclear envelope organization; lipid homeostasis. Bases 1 to 804 code for a protein of 267 amino acids. The record is from RefSeq and is a predicted model, not a curated record.
AUGGAGAAGGAAUUUUCACCAAUUACAAUAAGCGGGAUUGAGUAUGAGUCGACACCAAUAAAGAGACAUGAAGAUGAUGACAUAGUCGGUGAUGAAUUCUUAACUGCUAAGGAUGAAAACACCACCAUCUCGAUUGAUGAUGAUGAUGAUGAUGAUGGCGAUGGUGCUGAAAAAUUGGGCAAUGACAAUCAGCCACAAGUUGAACUGAUAACUGUACUAAAGUCAACAGAGCUUUUAAAUCCUGUGGAUACGCGACAUAUUGAGAAUAUUUCAGUUCGGAGUCGAAAGUCUCAAACCGAUGUACAUCUGAGUAACAAUACGCCAGACUUGAACGAAAUGGAUAAUACUAAUAGAAUUUCAAAUACAGCACUCAACCCCCAAAUACCCCUAGCUUUGAGUUUGUACUUUCAACUAUUGGUCAACAUAAUCUUGUGGUUAUUUAUGAUCUACCUCAUCUACAUGUCCAUUACAACCAUACAAUCUGAUAUCAACCUCAAGGUAGAUGAGUUUACAAUGAAAGUUCUUGAGGAGAUUGCUCGAUGCUCCAAAGAGUUUUCUCGAAACAAAUGCCAUCUACCUGAUCGACCUUCAAUUAUGGAUGAAGACUGUGAUCAAUUGGAGAGGUGUCAGAAUCAAGAUCCAACAAAGAUUGCUAAACUGAAGGUGACGAUUGAGUUAAUUGCGGAAAUCAUCAACGCAUUUGUGAAUCGAUUGAGCUAUAAAAGCUUGCUCAUUAUGUUGUCUGUGUUGGUUGUAUUCAUUAUUCAUACCUCGUUGACGUUGGAUAGACUUUCCAAGUCGUAG